Toxotes jaculatrix (banded archerfish) is the source of this 3189-nucleotide messenger RNA. RefSeq names its product centromere protein T (gene cenpt). The coding region runs from base 242 to 2827 and encodes 861 amino acids. The record is from RefSeq and is a predicted model, not a curated record. Gene Ontology annotation, molecular function: DNA binding; protein heterodimerization activity. Gene Ontology annotation, cellular component: kinetochore. Lineage: Eukaryota; Metazoa; Chordata; Actinopteri; Toxotidae. The transcript is spliced from 13 exons. Gene Ontology annotation, biological process: mitotic cell cycle; chromosome segregation; kinetochore assembly.
AAUGAAUCCGUUGAGUCGAACAACAUUAGUCGGACAACAGAGGCUAAUUCUCGUUUAACUAGAUAAAACCUGUCGUAAAUGACACUGACCUGGUUUCAGCCCCGUUGGUUGGGCCCAUUGUUCUUCGCCUGAUUUACAAAAAGCCGCGGUUUAACACGGUUAACGCUACUAUUUCACUGUUUAUAGACGUUUGUAAGCUAACAUCAGCUAACCAGCUGACGAACAGCCACCCUGUCUCUAAAUGGAUCAAACGGAGGAUUUAUCUGCUCGGGUCCUGCUGAAAAAUAUCCUCAGCACCGAGCCACCCAGGACUCCCAUAACCCGCAGUGCCUCCAAUGUCCAGAGUGCCAGUGGGAUACGGCGCAGCAACAGACUGAGCAAGAAAGAUGCUGGAGCUCAAACCCCACAGGACAUCCUGAGGCGCAGCUUGAAACACAAAGUCCGUGAGAGUAUAACCAGGAAAUCUCUGCCUGCUACUAAAAGGAGGACUACUUCGGUUGUGCUCAGAAAGAACACUCCUGCUCCAUCCUCAAUGCUGUUUGAUGACGGAGACACACCAAGGCACAUACUCAGAAACAUCCUGCUGACAGAGCCUGUGAAGUCCCCGGUGGUUCACGAGAGAGCUGGGUCAGAAGAGCCACAGCUGCCUUCAGCUAACUCCAGCAUUACCAGCAAGCGUCCUAGUAUUGAGCUGUCAGGGUUGGAUCUGCCUGAUUUAACUAUUGGCAACGCAGCAAGCAUUGCAAAGGGCCUGAGCAGAAAGAGACCACGCCGGAGCCUCAAUGUAACAGCUUUUGAAAAACGACUUAAAGAUGGAAAUGAUGUUGAAGAGGAAAAUGAAAAAUCAGUUGGCGACCUUUCAUCCCUUUCUUUGUCAAGUUCCAAUUCGUUGAGUUUAAAGACACCCUUUGUGGAUGUUUGGACUGAGAAACGGGGCCUGCAGAGAAAAGUUCCCAACCGUCGAAAAAUCACAGAGGAAGAAUUUGGCGCUGCUGUAAAUAAACGGCAGUUGGCAGGAGAUCAUGGAGUGAGCAGAUUUGAGCCGGUGGAGGGCGGUCUCAAUGAGACCACCUACUCUGAGGGCUUCACCCUGGGCCUAAGCCCCCUCAGUGAACCUGAUAUCACGACUGACAUAGUCAACUGUGACACGGCCCUCUACACCCACCCUGAUGCCAUGACCUCCAACUAUUCCAUUGUCGCAACGCAGGACAAACCCACAGUGAUGGCUUCUCAGCUUCAGAGACAGAUGAGGGACAUGGAGCAGAUGGAAGCAGAGCAGAGCAAGAUGGGGGAAGAGAAGUCAGUGUAUGUAUUUCCAGCUGAGGAGGGGAUCAUGGCAGAAACUCAGAAUGAAGAAUGUGCUCCUGAGUCUGAGUCGCAGAAAGAUGUGGAUGCAGCUGAAUGUCUAAAGGGGGAGGGGAGGAGUACAGCCGAUGGUCUACCCGACGCUGCAGCCAUGUUGAAAUCAAAGGAAGAGGAAGGUGUAGCUGAAUCUCAGGCUUAUGUGAGCCCUGAUACAACUGAUUAUGCAGUGGAAGCUCAAACAGACGAGGAAGGGGCAGCUGAUCUUCAAACCGAAGGGGAUGCUGCCUGCAGGUCUCAGUCUGAGGAAGAAGAGGCUGCACCUGACUCCCAUACUGAAGAAGUAGAAGGUGGAGUUGAUUCCCAGUUUGAAGAGGAUGUUGCAGCCAAGUCUCAGUCUGAGGAAGAGGAGGUUGUACCAGACUCUCAAGCUGAAGAAGAGCACAAAGGUGCAGAUGAUUCUCAGUCAGAGGAGGAUGUUGAAGCCAGGUCUCAGUCUGAGGAAGAUGUGGGUGCGGCUGAGUCUCAGACUGAAGAGAAGUAUGAUGGGAUGCAGGAGGAGGAGGAGGGGAGCGAGCAGGCGUCAGAACAGCUGGAACAUGACUUGGAACACAUCACUCGAAGGGCUCAUCGCUCUGAAGGAGGACUCAUUAUGCCUGUUACAGAAACAGGGGGGUAUUUGACAGAUAACGCAGAGGCAGGAUGGUCUGAGGGCAAGUCCAAAACACACAGUACUAUGGAUCUACACCACAGCUUGAAAACAGGGAGCCACGAGAGCAGCCAGCCUCUUAUUGGGAUGACUGACUGGGCUGAGUCUUCAACCCAAGGACAGAAAGAUGCUCCAUGUACAGAGGCCAGGCCUGAUGCUGAUAAAGAGAACUCCUUUCCUGUUCUGGAGAUGACACAUGGUAUUGAGGACAACGGCCACCCGAGUGAUGCAUCGUCUGAGGAAGCUGCUGGUUCGGACCCUGCUGAACAGGAAGAAGAGCUGGAGGAUGAAGAUGAUGACGAUGAGAGUGAGGAAUUCCCCUGCAAGACUCCAGCGUUUGUGCGAGAGAAAAGAAAGUUUUUCCAGCCUGAUCCUCAGGCCUCACCCUCUGUUCUUAAGAAUAUUCAAACCAGUAGUACAGGUGAAGCUUUACCUGGAUCUAAACCAAAGAAGGUGCAACAGAGGAAGAGGGGGCCUACUAACAAAGAAGCAGGCCUUCCUAAGAACUACCUUAUGGGCGUGUUCAAACACUUCGCCAAAAUGAAGGUCUCUGCUGAUGUUUACCCUGUCCUAAAACAAAUAAUGGAUAAAUUCUUUGACCGACUAGCUGACGACUUGGAGACGUAUGCAGGUCACGCAAAGAGAAAAACCAUCGAGGUGGAGGAUGCUGAACUCCUGUUGAAAAGGCAGGGUUAUGUGAAUGACAAGGUGCCAGUGGAAGUGCUUAUUGAAAAAUAUCUUCGCAUGGAGCAACGUAAGCUCCUGAUCCCCAUUGCAACCAGUGGAAAUGUCGUCGUCCCUAAAAAGCGGAGGUGAAUGUUUUAAGUACAGCUAUAUUUUUUUCUGGUUUCAUCUCUUGGACUGCUGCAUAUUUAUCUGACACUGCAUUUGAUUUGUCUCUGUCUGUAGUGCUGUUGAUCAGAAUAUAAAGAUUUCUGUAAAUUUGUAAUUAUUUGUUAACAUAUUCACUGAGAAUUCAGUUUUCUGUGUCUGUGUAUCUUCCUGUCUGUCAUUAUUUCUUAUGCUGUAUUACUAUGAUGUCUGACUCAAGAUUAAUACAAGUAUGUGUCAACUUUCUUCAUUUAUCUUUUUGUGCAUAUACUGUUUUCUGACAGUAUGAAACAAAAGCUGGUGCACAGAUCUUUUAAAGUAACAAAUGCUGAAAUAAAGUUCCCUGU